CCCACUGACACAUCCGGCCGGUCCCUAUCAAUCGAUCAGAGAGAGGAAGAUGGCGGUAGACGGACUCAGCGCUGCAAGAUCGAUCACCGAAAAACUCGAUUGGGUUUGUUUUUCAUAAUUGAGUGAAACAAAAGCAGACGCCGCCUGAAGUGAGGGGUUUGGACACGGAGUGAAGAAAAGACAACAAAGAGUGGAUGUCCACAGAGCCUGUGUCUCACUACCAGCUUCUUCCACCAGAGAGAUGGAGUUCCCGUGGCACAGUGGGAAGGUCCUGGAGCAGCUUGAUCGGCAGCGUAAGCAGGGUCUGCUGUGUGACUGCACCUUUGUUGUGGAUGGGGUGGACUUCAAGGCUCACAAAGCUCUGCUGGCAGCCUGCAGCGUUUACUUCCGCACCCUCUUUCUGGACCAGAAAGAUGUGGUGCAUCUGGACAUCAGCAAUGCAGCAGGUUUGGGUCAGGUCCUGGAAUUUAUGUACACGGCCAAACUGAAUUUAAGUCCACAGAAUGUAGAGGACGUACUGGCUGUUGCAAACUUUCUACAAAUGCAAGAGAUUGUGAACGCCUGUUCUGCAUACCAGUCAAUGUCAAAUCCAGCUCCUUCAGUCAUAACAUUGGAUUUCACUGUCGACGAAAAGGCAGGUGACAGUGAGCAGAAAGAGAAGGAGAGUGACCUGCCAGAAGUGGCAUCACAGGCUGAGGAGAUUCCUGCUUGCACCCCCACAGAAGAUAAAGAGCCCACACAAAAUCAGGAUGACAUGAAGGGGGACAUCUCUACAGAAACCAGUCCUUCUACAACCAAGUCAAGAGGACGCCCGCCCAAAUCCAUUCCCCAUACUGCUCAAAUAAAGAUUGAAAGUGUUACUCAAGACGCAACUGGAUUUCAGGAUGACCCCUCCGACACAGACUACACACCGAAAGCACAGUCAAAGUCUGGUGGCAGAUCAACGUACAUAAGCUCUCGAGGGAGAAGAAUCAGAAGAUCUCAGAGACGAAACUCCUUCCCUGACAGUAACUCAGAGGAUGAAGGCACAACAAAGACAAAACCCCAGAAGAAGGUGGUGGAGCCAGUAGAUGUGGAUGAGGGAGAGGAAGACGAUUCUGGGGAGAGUGAUAUUGAAGAUGAAGAUGAAGAUGAAGAUGGAGAUGGAGAGGAAGACGGUGAGGACAGCCAGAAGUCAAAAGAAGUCGAUUCUAGCACUGAGCAAGAUGAGAGACAAACACAGUCAGCAUCAAUGAGCAGCCGAUCUGAGUCAAAGCCUUACAGCUCCGUGACACACAAAUGUGAGGACUGUGGGAAGAAAUUCACCCACACUGGCAACUUUAAGAGACACAUGCGCAUUCACACCGGAGAGAAGCCUUUCAGCUGCCGGGACUGCAACAAAGCCUUCUCUGACCCAGCAGCCUGUAAAGCCCACGAGAAAACACACAGCCCCCUGAAGCCAUACUGCUGCUCUACAUGUGGAAAGAGCUACCGUCAGAUCAGCCUGCUCAACCUGCACCGCAAACGCCACACAGGCGAAGCGCGCUACAGCUGCAGUGUGUGCAGCAAGCUCUUCACCACAUCUGGCAACCUGAAGAGGCACCAGUUGGUGCACAGCGGGGAGAAGCCAUAUCACUGCCACUUCUGCAAUAAGGCCUUUUCCGACCCCACCGCCAAGAUGAGACAUCUAGAGAUACACGACACAGACAAGGGCCACAAAUGUCCACACUGUGAAAAAAGAUUUAAUCAGAUGGGGAAUUUGAAGGCGCACUUAAAGAUCCAUAUAACAGACGGGCCUCUCAAAUGCAAAGAAUGUGGAAAACAGUUUACCACUUCAGGAAAUCUGAAGAGACACCUGCGGGUUCACAGCGGGGAGAAGCCAUACAUCUGUGUGCACUGUCAGAGAGCCUUCAGUGACCCUGGAGCUCUGCAGCGACAUGAACGCAUCCACACAGGAGAAAAGCCGUGUGUCUGUGGUAUCUGUGGUAAAGCCUUCACCCAGGCCAGCUCGCUUAUCGCUCAUGUCCGCCAGCACACAGGAGAGAAGCCUUAUGUGUGUGAUCGCUGCGGCAAAAGGUUUGUGCAGUCCAGUCAACUGGCCAAUCACAUUCGCCAUCACGACAAUGUCCGUCCUCACAAGUGUCAGAUGUGCAACAAGGCAUUCGUCAACGUGGGAGAUCUGUCAAAGCACAUAAUCAUACACACGGGGGAGAAACCUUUCCUGUGUGACAAAUGUGGGAGAGGAUUUAACCGCGUGGACAAUCUGCGAUCCCACGUCAAAACCGUCCACCAUGGCAAGGCCGGCAUGAAGCGGCUGGUAGUGGCUGGGGGCAGCACAGACGAUGGGGCUGACGGUUACCCAGGCUCAGCCACCUCUGACAGUGAGAUUAACAUCGUUACUGUUACCACAGAUGAUAUCGUCACUUUGGCGGGAAGUGCUGUCGCUCAGCUGACAGUCGUACCAGUGGCUGCUACGGUGUCUGCAGAUGAGACCGAGGCUUUGAAAGCUGAAAUCACCAAAGCAGUAGAGAAAGUGCAAGAAGAAGACCCAGACACCCAGAUCUUGUAUGCUUGUGAUUCAUGUGGCGAUAAAUUCUUGGAUGCAAGCUCCCUAGCUCAGCACGUACGGAUCCACACAGCUCAGGCCUUGGUCAUGUUUCAGGCAGAUUCUGACUUUUACCAGUACACCACAGCCACUACCACUGAGGGGGAAACUACCACAACAUGGCAAGCCACGACUGAGCAGGUCAUCCAGGAAGGGGAAAACUAAUCUGCUGUGCCCAUGAUGAAGAGACAAGCAGAAAGAUGGAUGAUGAGGGAUACGUGAGACCAAGAAGGAGGAAACCCACAUUGAUGAAAGCUGGAGAAUGAGAGGAUGAGCGUGUCAACUUUAGUGAAGAUUUGUGAAAGAUGUCUGAAAUAUUGUUUAUAAUAGAAAUCUAAUUUAUACAGGAGGAGGAGCAGAAGACACACAAUGUCAGAAGUAAAAUUUACAUAAUGAGAUGUGAUCAUUUGGUAAAUAUUGAGGUGGUUAUACUGUGUAUAGUUUUUUAGACUGAAAUGCAGGUUUGUGCAUUGUAAUUUGUGCAAGACAUUUACAGUAGAUGGCCACAAAAUAAUUCAAACACCUCUCUGUGUUACUCCCCAUUCCACUCUGGCGACAAUGUACAUUUCUAUUAAACAAACUAUUUUAUUGUAGAAGUAUUUUCAUGAAAAGCAGAUAAAUUAUAUGAGGUGACUUGUAACGUCCUGACACUGUAAAUACUGUGCAUGUGUAAAGUUUGUAGAUUUGCUGUGUCCUCGAAAAAUCUUAUCACCUCUGGUAAAAGAUUAAAAGAAACAUUUGUUUUAAUGUCAGACUUGUCAACAUUACAAGACAGUUAUUUUUUUCUUUUAUUACAAUAACUUGAUUACAUUGUUAUGAAGGGUCUUGUCAUUGUUUACAUUAACCUGCAAGAUGUUCAAAUGAAAAUAAGUAACCUUGGUUAGUCUCACUGGAAUAAUCAUCAUCAGAUUAAUAAAAAAGAAAAUAAAUGACCA
This is a messenger RNA of Solea solea (common sole), 3519 nucleotides long. It is a transcript of the gene zbtb17, whose product is annotated as zinc finger and BTB domain containing 17. The record is from RefSeq and is a predicted model, not a curated record. The coding region runs from base 242 to 2749 and encodes 835 amino acids. The transcript is spliced from 15 exons. Gene Ontology annotation, biological process: regulation of transcription by RNA polymerase II. Lineage: Eukaryota; Metazoa; Chordata; Actinopteri; Pleuronectiformes; Soleidae. Gene Ontology annotation, molecular function: DNA-binding transcription factor activity; RNA polymerase II cis-regulatory region sequence-specific DNA binding; protein binding.